CUUCAGUACUUAUUGAGCUUGAAUCAUUCUGGAGUGGGAUAUAACACCGUUCGUCUUCUCAGCCUUACAUUGAAGUCACUUUCGUGCGUGUCCGGCCGCUGACGCCAUCGCUUCGUCGCUUCAGUGCGUCACUUAGGCCCAGCAUGACGCGUCUCAUCCCCGUCGAUGCUUUGAUGCUGGCCACCAGGGCCCUGAUCUUUGGUCUUUGGUCCAUCACUCCAAUAUGCUGGCUGUACAUCAUCGCCUUCUUUUUGCAUGAACUUGGCUACUAUCCUUCUUCUAUCCUGCCGGAGGGCGUUCUCAGAUUCGACUUUGACCGCAAUGUCACCUCGAAAGGGCUCUUAGCGUACUGCCUGAUCGAGAACGCGUUCUCGAUCUAUCUACAUAUCCUCAAGCGGAGAAUUCAGAAGCCUGGACCUCGGCCAAUCUAUGGCAGGCGCUUCCUGUGCUAUGUAUUUAGCCGAGCGCUAGAGGGAGGCCUUGGCUCGAAGCCCUAUGGCAGCUUCAAUCCGACCGCCAAUGGCGACAGUGCCGCAAACAGACCCAACCGAGGAGCGAGUGUGUAUAACCUGCGCAAAAGGCUGGCUCCCACAACCCUGGAGCCGAUCACUGUCAUUGAGCAGCCGGCCCUCAAGCCACGGUCCCCCGGCACAAUUUCUCCAUCGCUUGGCCAGACCGAGGAUGAGAAGGCGAAAACAGCACGCAUCGCCCGCCUGCGCUCCGUGUCAUACGUUCCUUCCUUCGUUGAUGGUGACCUGCACCGCGAUGACCCUCGCGCCAAGACUUUUAUGGACGAGUACAGGCGCUGGUUCUGGAACGUCCCCAUCGAUGAUCUGACACAGAGGGAUGUCGAGCACUGGCUCGCGUGGUCGCUCUACGGGACCACCCUCGAAGAGAUUGAGGCGGAGAGCAAGGCACCAACCUCCAAGCAAAAUGAUGAUACUGGGAUACGCGUGCGCAGCUUCAGUAGCCCCGCACCACCGCAAUGGUCCGAACCCGGGGGAAGAAGGCCAAUACUGCGCAGCGUGCCCAGCAGCGCAUCUACUCUCUCGGAAGAAGGUGUGCGAAGUGUCAAGGCAGAGCCAGGGGAGUGGGAUGACCCCGUACGAGGGACGCGGCUUGAUUUCCUGCAUUAUUGCCGCGAACUCAUCGAAGCGAGGCAGGGCUUCACACUUCCAGAACAUCCGGCGGCAUGUUCACCUGCUCACACCAAUAAUGGCCCGAGGAUACGGACGAUGCGCUUGACGGUCGAUCCUGUGCGCGUUGUAUCGCGGCCAUUUGUCCUGUACGCGGUCACGAACACACUUUCAUGGCUGGUCAUCCGCAAAGCGAUUUGGGGCGGUUUCAAAAAAGAGCGGAGAGAGCGGCUCGAAUACCUGAUCUACCGGCCUCCAGGGUGGACACCUGCAAAAGCCAUCAAAGACGGUACUUCGAAAUAUCGGCCUUUGCUAUUCUUGCACGGAUUGGGAAUCGGUCUUGCACAGUACAUCGCGGUGGUGGACAUGUUUCUGCACGACACGGAAACAAUGCAACGACCCAUCCUUAUCCUAAUCCAGCCGUCCAUUUCCCAGAAUAUUUUCUCCAAAUACUUCCUCGCCCCUCUCAAACACCACGAGACGACCGGAACGCUGCGCAAGAUCUUCCGAUCGGAGGGAUGGGAUGUGCAGGGCUGCCACAUCGACUUGCUCGGCCAUUCAUGGGGGACCAUCUGCUCCGCUUGGGUUCUAAAAUGCUUUCCGGGACUCAUACAGAGGACCUGCUUGGUGGAUCCUGUCUGCUUUCAACUCUGGGUACCGCACGUCUGCGCCAACUUUGUCUAUCUCCGAGCCGAUACACCUAUGAAGCUUAUUCUGCGGUACUUUGUCGCCCGCGAAGUUGGCACUGCUAACGUUCUGUGCCGCCACUUUGACUGGCCUUCGAACAUUCUAUGGCCAGAAGAGAUCCUUCACAUCGAUGAUCCAACGCAGACACGAAUCCUCCUCGCGUCCGACGACGCGAUCCUCAAUUCGGAAGCCAACCACCGGUACUUGGUAGAGCAUGGGAUGCGAGACGAAAAGGACGGCGGCGGUCUCUUUGUCGGGCAGGGCAUGGUGCAUGGAGAGCUACUGAUGCAUCCGGGCGUCGGCAUGCAGAAGGUCAAAGCGUGGAUAAAGGGGGAGUAUCUCUAGGAGAGCAGAAGGCUCGCGUCAGGUCGCGUUCGUCUGUAUGGUCCUGUCGCA
Tilletiaria anomala UBC 951 is the source of this 2219-nucleotide messenger RNA. RefSeq lists its product as uncharacterized. The coding region runs from base 144 to 2168 and encodes 674 amino acids. The transcript has 5 exons. The record is from RefSeq and is a predicted model, not a curated record. NCBI's taxonomy places the organism in Eukaryota, Fungi, Basidiomycota, Exobasidiomycetes, Georgefischeriales, Tilletiariaceae.